This is a messenger RNA of Periophthalmus magnuspinnatus, 6936 nucleotides long. RefSeq names its product platelet derived growth factor d (gene pdgfd). Bases 374 to 1477 code for a protein of 367 amino acids. The record is from RefSeq and is a predicted model, not a curated record. Gene Ontology annotation, molecular function: growth factor activity; platelet-derived growth factor receptor binding. Gene Ontology annotation, biological process: positive regulation of cell population proliferation; positive regulation of ERK1 and ERK2 cascade; positive regulation of protein autophosphorylation. Gene Ontology annotation, cellular component: membrane. NCBI's taxonomy places the organism in Eukaryota, Metazoa, Chordata, Actinopteri, Gobiiformes, Gobiidae. The transcript has 7 exons.
CGCACGAGAAAGCAGCGAGAGCGCGCGUCACUUAUUUGGAGGGGGGAAAGUUUGAGACGAAGACGACUUUGUAACAGGCGUUUUUUUCAGUGCGAGACAUGUCUGACAGAAAGUGGAACAAAUAUGCGCGAUAUUUCCCAGUGACCGGGGAGAAUUUAUUGAGAGAGCAGUGAUAAGAAGCGGGGCGCCAGUAAUCUUAUAUCUGACCAUGAACGGAGCUAUAAUACUCCCCACCUGCGCGUAAUCUGACGGAGCAGGGCACUGGAUAACUUCAAACGGACACGUGCGUAAUCGCGCACAACUUCUCGUAUAAUAAAGUUAACUUGUCCUCGCGGAUAUUACUUCCCAAGUGGACUAAACUUGUGCUGUUGUCAUGAGUGGACGCGCGCUCUUCCACCUGUGGAUGCUUUUGUUUUUGGGCUGUUCCAGUGAAGUGGCGAGGGCUCAGGUGGCCAACGCCAAAGUGAUGAGAGGGAACACCAGAGGAGACGACUUGUACCACAGAGAGGAGAGCAUCAACGUGACACAGCUCGCCGGAGUCAUCCACAGCCCACGCUAUCCCGAAGCCUACCCUCGCAACCUGCUGUUGUCAUGGAAACUGAUGUCUCCGCCGGGGAGCCGCAUCCACCUGGUGUUUGACAAAAAGUUCGGUUUAGAGGGGCCGACCAGAGGAGUUUGCAGUAAUGACUAUGUGGAGGUGGAGGACCUGGCCAGGGCAGCCUCCAUCAUCUGGGGACGCUGGUGUGGACACAGAGCUCCGUCCAGCCUCAACUCCAAGAACAACAUCCUGCGAGUCACCUUCAAGUCCAACGACUACUUUGUGGCUAAACCAGGCUUCAAGAUCCAUUACUCCAUACUGUACGAUCCUCCUGUUGUGAGUCCUAGCUCGGAGGAUGCUUUGCUCAUGUCGGACUUUGGGGCGGGCCAGGUGCCAGCCACGGUCCCUGCGGCACCCUUCUCUCUGGAGGAUCUGGACAGGACCAUCGCGGCCUUCAACACCAUCGAAGAGUUGCUCAAGUCCCUCAACCCGGACACAUGGAAACAAGAUCUGGAUAGUAUCUACACGGCGGACAGCCAGAUCCUGUACCGCUCCAGAGCCUAUCACCUGGCCAGCAGACAUAAUAAAGUUGAUCUGAACCGGCUCUACGAUGAUGUUAAACGCUACAGUUGCACACCUCGGAACUUUUCGGUGAAUCUUCGGGAGGAGUUGAGGGUCACCAGUGCUGUGUUCUUCCCUCGUUGUCUGCUGGUCAAACGCUGCGGAGGGAACUGCGCAUGUGGCACGGAUUACUGGAACAGCGGAUGUACCUGCCAGCCUUCUAAGUCCACGCAAAAACUGCACGAGGUGCUGAAAUACUCCCCAGACAUGUCCUCCCAGCGCCAUCACCGGUCAAAGGUGCGCUGGGUCAUCGGAGAGAUCUUCCUCACACAUCACGAACAGUGCGAGUGCUCAUGUCCAUAUCAGCCGCCCCGCUGACGAACUGUUCACACCCCUCCUCAUGUAUAAUACUACAGACUAUGGAACAGCAGUAUAACAAGCAAACCAGACGCUACAAGAAGACCAAGAGGAUUUCUAACAAACCACAACUUUUAAGCUAUAGCCAUGUUGUUUUGGCAUCAACUCAUCGUCAACUUUUUACUGAUUCAAAUCAUUUCAACAUUAUUCUGUCCAUGUGUCCGUUACAUCUCCAAACCAUCUCAAUCUGGUCUCCAAAACAUGUAACAUCUCCUGUUGUCCUGUUUUUCUGAUUCCAAUUAUUGCUUAUCUGCCUGGAUAUCAACCCUAACAUAUUCAACACUACUAACUCCUGCUCUGCUUCUACUUCUUUCCAAUCCAUUUUAUUUUUACAUUUGAAAAAGGUUGACCAAAAUUUAAAAAGCAGCAAAAAAUCAUUAUCUAUACAUCAGCAACUCGUUCUUGAAUGGCAAAGAAAAAUAUAUAGUUUUAAAUGCAAUUAAAAGUAUUUGUUGAGUCUGGGUCAAAACGGAAAAGGCAUAAGAGGUAGGCAACAAGACAAUUUUGUCCCUGUAUUUGUACUGGGGCAAGACAAAUUUUGCUCAAAUAUAUUGUAUAAGCAGCUCUAUCCAUCUAUUCAUUUUCUUCCGCUUAUCCGGAGUUGGACAGCAGUCUAAGCAGGGACUCCCAGACUCUUCCUGCUCCUCCGGUGGGACCCCAAGGCGUUCCCAGGCCAGCCAAGAGACAUAGUCCUUCCAGCAUGUCCACCGUCUUCCCUGGGGCCUCCUCCCAGUGGGACAUGCCCAGAACACCUCCCUAGGUAGGCGUCCUGGAGGCAUCCUAAACAGAUGCCCGAGACACCUCAGCUGGCUCCUCUUGACGUGGAGGAGCAGCGUCUCUACUCCAUGCUCCUCCCGUGUGACUGAACUAUAAGCAGCUCUUGAGGUCAAAAUAUGUCCGCUGUAGACUGUCUGCAUCUAAUUGUAAAGCAUUUUAUUCUGCAGUGAUCAGGAAGUGUAUACAACUAGCAUGCUAGUUGUUAGCAUUACCAUGACAGCAAAACUCUGCUCUGCUUCUGAAAGUCAUUAAAAGCGCUUAUAAACUCAUCAUAGUGAAUAAUUAGGAUGCUCAUUAUGCAUAAGAAAAGUGAGGAAUAACUUUGAACCCCUGCAACUUGUUUAAAAUGAAUGACAAGUUCUGUUUUUCACAUUUUUAAGACUCUAAAAAUCAGGUACAGCACCUUUGAUAAUACAAGUCUAUGGUCUUUACAUUGACACCAUUUAAAAAGGACUCACACAGACUUUGGAAUGUGGACAAAACAAAAAUGGAGGAAAGACCAGUCUGUCCCGGUGCACUCUCUCUUCCCGUCUCCACCUUUCGUCUCUCGGCUCCUGUGUUAGUUUUUGGCCAGCUCCUCUCUCACUCUCUAAUACAUCAAAGCACAUGUCAGAUAAGACCGCCGUGCCUCUCCGCUUAGGGCUCUUAGCGUUCCAGGCAUUCCAGGCUAACGGGAAUUCUGCUAGCACACUGGAGAGGUGGGAAAUGACACAAGAGGGAGCAAUAAAUACAUCAGGAUAAAGAUUACAUCUGCUUUUUAAAGUAAUGACUCCGAUUCAUGGCAGUGAGGCAAAUGUGAGACAAAGGGCGAAUCUCAGGCUAGAAAAGAAAUUUUACACGGACAAAAUGAAAGGAACAUUAUGUAACUUUUCUGAUGAGGGCUUGGGCUCUUGUUUGUCUCCACGUAUUGUCUGCAUUUUUCUUUUUUUCCAUUACAGGUGUUUUUAUGGCUAAAAUAAUCCAUAACUUGGCCCUUGGUGUCACCUACUCGUCUGCAUGGAGAUAAAGUUAAGGUCUAAUUGUGGAACAUUCCAGGCAAAGUAAUAACAUAUACAUGAGGACAAGCAUGGGGCAGACCUUCAAGAUGUUUUAGAAUCCCUGUUUUUGAAAAUCUAGAAAUGUUUUGAAGUGUUUUAUUGUCAGGGAUUGGCAUUUUAAUUGUUCGUUUAAAGUAAUUUCAAUUGACAACAUGGAGUAAAAGAUGAUAUCAAACCUGCCACUUUAGUUCCAUGUGGAUAGGCCCAGUAUUUUCAGGGAUAAUAGUCAUAACCAGUACAAAAUGUUCUUUUAGAAGCCAGUAAGUAGCAUUAGUAAUAGCACAUAUCCAUCAAUUUUUGCUUCCAACAUAAAAUUACUUCAAAUAAUUGCACAAAAGUAAACUCAAAAGUAGAGUUUGCUUUUGUUUUCAGAGAUGUAGGCGUCAGUUUGAGUUUGCAACAACAACUAUGUCUACUCUUAAAGACAUUGCAGACCUACCUGAUUUUCACUGUUACUUAAAAACAUGUAAAACAGAACUCGCUUGCACCAGUCCAAAGUUACUACUCACUUUCUUCCUGUAUUUCUAGCAUUUCUAGUGACGAGUUAAUGCGCAUCACGGUUUUUAAUAGAUUCUUAUUCCAGACCAGGGUUUAGUUUGUUUUCAUACCUGACAGUUUGGACUGCUCACUAUCGCUCUUCCUCAGAGUGGUCACGUGAUUUAAACAGGUUUUGGUGCUGUCUUUCAACCGCUGGAGGGAGGACAGCACCAUCUGCAGGACAGUAUCCCAGGUGCGUGAGAGUAAAAAGGCCCCUUCGUCCCGGUUUAAAGCCCCGUGGUCACGUUUCCAUAUUUCAAUUACUUCCUUAACCCAGCGACGAUGUUUGUUGUCCUCUGUCCCAAUAAUGUUUGCUCCGUCCCAGUCCAUAAUAUGUUUCUCUCUUUUGCAAUGGUCUUCACUGUUUCCGGAAAAAUAAUAAAAACCAGAUUAAUUUCAUUGGACUAGCAUGCCAACUGAGCAUUUCGUAGUUUACAGAUGAUAAAACUGGUUUAAUUAGAUGCAGAUGGCACACGACAGUCUUUUUUUUAUUAUUAUUUUGUGCCAUUUCUUAUAUGGAUUAGUUUACUGAGGCAAAACAAAUGUUACCUUAUUACAUGAAAGAAACAAUACCGCCCCUUUAAAUCUUCAAGCACAUGACCCAGCAAUAAGAAAUACGACAUACCAUCUUUCUUCUCUCUAUCCUCACCUCCCCAUGUGUCCCCCUAUAUAAAAACAGAAGCUACAGUGAAAAAUUGAAGCUUUUGUUCCAGAGACCUUUGAGAUUGGAGAUUUUGACACAGAGAUGAUUCUUUGGUCACACUGAAAUGCAACGGUGUAGUCUUUCAGGCAGUGCAUGCAGGUACUAUACAUUAUGAGCUUUAUCCACCAGAUGCACACCACCUUCAGACGAGCUCAGGUUUUGACAUUCCCAUGCCUCUGUGCCAGUACUGCACAGUCAUGACAAAUACUUUAAACACACCAAGUUUCAAAAUAGUCACUUACUAUUACUGUGGGCGCCGCUAUCAUCAUUAGGGUUGCAUUAUUUGGCAUGGAGCUGCUGAUCUUGACAGCAAAUAAGUUCUUUACAAACCAAUUUAUUUCACAAUUAAGCGGCAACAUUUUUCCCAAAUUAUCCACUGAAAUGACUGGGAUUCCUGCUUAACUGGAAGUGCCACAAACCACAAAGAAAGCACGUUUUAAGAGCAUUUAGAGGUAAAAGUGGGCGGGGUGGAACAAAGUCAAUAGUGCAUGAACUAUAACAAACAAGUCAGUAAAGAAAUGCAUGUUUAAAAGCAUAAGAAUUCCAUUAAUGUUUCUAUUUUGUGCGUUCUAAACAAUUCAAAAAUAAAUGGUAGCACAUUGCCUUGCCGUACUGUAACUGCAUGAUGGAUAUAGCAUGGUAACUAAAAGUCUGUGUAAGUCAAUAACUACGUGCUUCUAGUUUAAUUCAUGGUAAUAUUCAUCAUAAACAUAACCCACUAUGAAGACAUUUGUUACACAUUUGUUUACUUUAAAGGUCCUAUAUUAUGCAAAACCGACUAUUGUGAGCUCUCCGCCAUGUUAUAAUGCUGUUACCUCUUCAAAAACAUUCCUGGAGAUGUGUUUUGUUUCAUUCACACAUGUUUGCGUAACCCUUUAUUAUUCAUCUGUCUAUAUCUCCAAAGCUCAAAAUGCUGUGUUCCACGUUGUGAUGUCAUGAAGUGGUAGUUUUCAAUUUAACACCUACAGUUUACCUUCAGUUCAAUAGAGAUGGUAAAUUUCAGUGUGUGUCUGAGGUACUUUUCUUUGUACUAAUGGUAGGGUGACCGGAUUUUUAAAAGUAGGACUUGUGGGUCAGUAUAUGUGACAUCACACGUGACAUCACAAGGUGGAACAGAGUGUUUUUGGUUUGAGAGAAGAACUCAGCCUAAAUAUGCAAGGUUUGUGUGUUAAACAUGUGUAAAUUAAACAAGACACAACUCAGGGUAUGUUGUAUAUAUGAGGAAACUACAUUAUAACAUAGAUCAGAGAAGAGUAAUAUUGGCCCUUUAAGUUAUGGAAGGAGUACUGCAAAAUACAUGACCUUUGUGUUACUGUACUAUUUAAAAUGUGUUAUCAGUGUGUAUAGUAAAAUGUAAACCAAUCAACUGGAAAGGUUUUGUUGUGCCAAGUUUAAGAAAUGAUAAAAUGUUUGUGAUUGCAAAGUAAUUACAGCAGUGGUGGAAGAAGUACUCAGUUUUGUAAAAGUACAGAUACUGGAGCAAAAAAAAAAAAAAAACCUCAAGUAAAAGUAAAAUGAAAAAAGUAUUAAAGAACGCUUUAAAAAUAUUUCACGUAGAUAUUAAGAUCUAAUAAAGCUUCAAAUGUAGUGAUUUUGAUACAGAUUUGCGCUGAAAUUUAUUCAACAGAAACAGCUGAAUUGAUCGUUUUUAUUUGUAUACUUUUAUUUGCUCAAAUUAUGAACAUGCUAAAACUAAACCCCUCAGCCUUUUCAGCAGGUCUAAAAAAUACUCCAAAAUGUUGUGGAGUAGAAAGUACAGAUACCUGCUCUCAAAUGUAGUGACGUAAAAGUAAAAAGUGCGCACUGUAAAAUUUAAAUAUACCUAAAAUAAGUACUUCAGUAUCGUACUUUACUGCUUUUACUUCAUCACGCUCCACCACUGCAUCAUUAUUAAUACAAUUUGUAAACCAUAACUGUACCUGUAUUUAACUAGGUCAGCGUAUGCCAUUUUUAAAGCAUUUUUUUUCACCAUAUUGUUGAAUUACUCCUUCUUCCUGUGUUGCUACUGUUAUCAGCACAUUCCACUGUUGUAUGCCCCAAAGUGACACUCCCCUUUGUCCUUAUAACUAUUCUGUUUCUUACAUCCGCAUACAUUUCGGCUCAUUUAAACCUGUAGCCUGCUUUUUAACGGGAUCCAGCAGAGCGUCAAACCCCUCCAAGUCCUUUGAAAGUGUUGGCUUUGAUCAGCUAUUUUGCAGAAAAGUUGUGAUGCUUGUCAGAUCAAAACGCGUUUUUGCUGCUUGUGCUGUGUCCAGGAGAAAGAUAUUCACGACAAAACUGUAUGCUUUCCUUUAAUAAUUUAUUCUCAUGGUUGUUGUGUUUUUGUUCAACUAUCAGCUGGUUGUUUUGAUAAAAGUAUUUCUCGC